Sparassis crispa is the source of this 999-nucleotide messenger RNA. RefSeq lists its product as hypothetical. The transcript is spliced from 4 exons. Bases 1 to 999 code for a protein of 332 amino acids. The record is from RefSeq and is a predicted model, not a curated record. Lineage: Eukaryota; Fungi; Basidiomycota; Agaricomycetes; Polyporales; Sparassidaceae.
AUGCCUUACUUCACUAGAGUUGGACCUGGGCUGCCUACGAUAUCGUCCUCCGAGGACGAUGUAUGCUUUCCAAUCGUGGUGAAAUGCAGCGAGAAGGCCACGGCCGAAAUAAUACAUGACAAGCAGGCGUCGUUCUUCUCCCUGCACAGUUCGAGCCUGGUAUCGGAUCUUCUACUAUGUCGUGCCGCCAAGAGCACGAUUCUUAAUUCGGUACUGCCGGGCUCGCCCGUUUAUCCCGUCUGGCACGUCCACAGUAUGUGUGGGUACAUAACCUUUGAUUACGACAAUGAUAUACUUCCACUCUGCGGCAAUUCAAACCGCGGUUAUUGCAAAUUUCGGCGCGUGGACACCUUUGGUGAAGCUGUCGCGUUCCUCCUCGCAAAGGGCAACUCGGGCAGAUUGAGGAUGCUCGGCAUAUCAAAGAAGAGUUCCAGCAAGAGCUCCGAGUCAUCUCAUCACGCGGACAACAUGCCCAAUGCAGUACUACCUAGCAAUGUGUCUACUCUUACGGACUCUCCUCGCGUAACCCGGCGCUGCAGAACAUGUAAGAAGCCGAUGCGCGGUCACCCUAAAGGACAAUGCGCCCAGCUCCUAUUAAAUGCAGUCACUGACGAUAUCGCGAAGAUGACCAUAGUCCCUUCGGGAGGAUCGCUUGCCAAACCACUCGAGGGAGCAUUGACGUUGCAAGCAGAAACUGAUACAGAAGACACGCAUCCCCUCACACCCCACGUAUUUACUCUUUCUUCGCCGGAUAUUGUUGAGGUCAAGGAUUUUUUAGCCAUGAAGCAAAUUCCCGUACGCAUCGCGGUCGUUUAUCGACCCCAUUCGGAUGAUGGUUGGCUUGUGAUCGGAGGUAGUGCCGAAGAAGUGCAAGAUUUGACGAAUCUCCUUCAGACUAAGCCAGAUGAAAGCACCAAAAGGGGGUAUGGACUUGUGCACCUGGGGUCGGCGGCGAUGAUUGGCAUGAUUAGCACCUGGGCAGGUCUGGCAUAUGUCUAA